UUGACAUUUGAUUAUGAGACGAAUGGUUGUGUAUUCGCCUCGCCUUCGGAAUCUUGUUUUCUAGCGUAGAAAAAAAAAAGACUUGACCUCUUUGUGGAUUCGUUUACCAUCUCCUCGUUUAAAAAAAUAGGUCGCUCGCAAAUAUCGUCGUGGUCUGUCUUCUUGGUGGUGGUGGUGUCUCUACCGGAAUUUUGCACGCACUUGUGUCAGUGGCAUUCAAACAUAAAGCAACAGAUAGAACCAAAUUAAAAUAUGAAAAAAAUCUGUUAAUUAUUGUAUUUUUUGUUGUUGUUUUCUUUGAAUAAAAAUUUCACCAAAUAAAACGUGCGUUCAAAUAAUUUAGAAAAAUAAGUAGAAAAUUAUCACAUUUUUUUAACCAAACAGAAAAGUUCUUUUCCAGUUGCCUUUGGUGUUUUUUUUGAGUUAAAAUUCUCUUCCAAGAGUUGGCAACAAGUUUAAUCUGCGCCUGGUCGUUUUAACUAGUUUCUUCUUCUUCUUCGACUCGUGUGUCUGUCCUCUCGCCAAAGGAUCGUGAUCAUUUUUAGCAUUCCUUUUGACUAUUCUCAUAGAAAAAACUCCUUUUUUUUUUCCUUCUUCCUCGUCGUCGUUUGUUAGAAUAUCAGUUAAAAUGAAAAGAUCUGCCCUUAAUCGGAAUCAUUAUUUUGUAUUCGGUUUCCUUCUCGGACUCAUACUCAGUUUUUACAUUCCCGAAGACAUCUGGGAACUAGUCCAGAAUGAAUGCCCUCAAACGGCUGAAAUUCAUUCGUUUGAAAAGAAGUUUGGCCAAGACUUUGAGCCGCACUUGAACCUGAUUAAUAAACCACUUGCAGCUAAGAAGCCGGUGAAAAACGUCAUUCGGCCACGCUAUUACUCCUCAGAAUUGGGUAUACGUGAAAAAAUAUUCAUCGGUGUCAUGACCUCACAAGAUGGCAUCAACACUUUGGCAACAGCGAUAAAUCGCACCGUUGCACACCUGGUCAAUCGCAUCAAAUUCUUCAUUAACGCCGACAAUGUGAAGAGCAACUACAAGUUGAAGAACAUUGUCGGUUUCACCGAUACUCGCGAGAAUCUUCGACCAUUCCAUGUGAUCAAGUAUCUCGCGGAUAAUUAUCUCGAUGACUAUGAUUAUUUCCUUAUUAUUCCGGACACUGUUUAUGUGGAUGCAAGAAAACUGCAAAAGAUGCUCUAUCAUUUGAGUAUAACGUUUGACAUUUACAUGGGUAAACGAACUGAUAGUGGGACAAAUGAGAAUGGCAAUUUGGGAGCGGGUGGUGAAAAUGGUGAAACAGCUGAUGGUGGCAAUCUGUCGGAUGAAAAUGAUCUGAAAAUGCAAAGUGAUCGUAAUUACUGUGAUUUAAAUGCUGGUAUUUUAUUAAGUAGUAGUGUUAUAAGAAAAAUGAGAAAUAAUUUAGACUGGUGCGUGCGCAACGGUAUGACUGGGGUGCAUAGUGUGAACAUUGGCAGAUGUGUCAAAUAUUCGAGUCGACUGUCCGGAUGCCAAGAAAAUUAUCAGGGCAUCACACAAAAGUCUUAUUCAGUGAGGCCAUCAAUAAAAUUAUACAAGGACCUUAGCCUAUUGUCAUCAGAAGAGGCCUUUCGAAACGCCUCUGUAAUAUAUCCUAUAACAAGUGCAGAUGAUUUUUAUCGACUUCAUGCCUAUUUCUCAAAAUACCAUUUAGAAAACCUUCAACACCGCAGCUUUGAUCUUGAACAUAAAGCCUAUCACAUAGCGAAUGGAACAAUAUCGAAUAAUAUUUUAGAAAUCCGUUGGCCAUUAGGAGUGCCAACUAGCAGCUCGCCAGAAACUCGCCAUGACAUUCUUGUGUGGCACUUUAUCAAUAGUACUCACAUUUUUCUGCCAAAUUCAGAGAAUGUCGUAGAACCAUUGAGUCGCAUCGACUCGUUAGACUUUCAAACAGUCUUAGAUAUAAGUGUGCAAUAUGCACGUCACAAGUAUCCAGGAUUAGCUUACUCGAGUAUACACACGGUUUACCGGAGAUUCGAUCCAACCAGAGGCAUGGACUAUCAUAUGCAUUUGAAUUUUUUAGAUGCAAAGCGAUAUGAACCAAGAUUGGUCACGAAGAGCUUUCAGGUAGUUAAGCCUUUGGGUCGGGUAGAAGUUGUACCCUCGCCAUAUGUAACUGAAAGUACAAGAAUAGCCAUAAUAGUGCCAGCAUUUGAACAUCUAGCCAACGAUGGUGUAGAGUUUGUUCGCCAAUAUGAAAAAAUCUGCAUGAAGAAUCAAGACAAUACCUUCCUUCUUAUGAUUUUUCUUUACAGAUAUGAUUCGCCUAGCAAAGGCGACAAUGAUCCAUUCCGAAAUAUUAAAAAUCUUGCCUUAAAUUUAUCCACCAAAUAUAAAACCGAUGGUUCUCGGAUAGCGUGGCUUUCAAUUCGAUUGCCAGCGAUAUUAAGUGAUGUCAUUAUGCCUGAGGAUAUUAUGCUCAAUUCAAUUUAUGCCCGAAAUGAAAUACUCAGUUUAGCUGUGGCUGACUUGGCCUUGCCAAAAAUUGGUCUUGAAAGCUUAAUUCUUAUGGGCUCAACAUCAAGUGUAUUUAAAGCGGAUUUUCUCAAUCGGGUUCGCAUGAAUACGAUACAAGGAUUCCAAGUGUAUUCACCAAUUGGAUUCAUGAUGUAUCCAUGUAAGUUUGCACAUUUUUGCAAAGAAUGUGAAACUUGUGAUGUUAGUCAGAGUGCUGGUUACUUUGACAGGUGGAAUUAUGAUGUGAUUGCUUUCUAUAGUCGCGACUAUGUGCAAGCUCGCAAAAAACUCGAAGAUACUGUACCGAUAGUCCACAAUGACAACGACAUUGAGUUACUUCUCAAUCGUGCCGAUAAAACAAUUAACACAAUUUUAGAUAUAUUUGUUGGUGCUCAAUUACCAAUACACAUAUUGCGUGGUGUUGAACCAAAUUUACGAUAUGGCACUGCCAUUAAAAAUUUCCUCGAAACUACAAGUGAUAUACCCAAGUGCCCAGCUUAUAGCAGCUUAGACAAUAAUAAUAAUAAUAAAAGUAAUACAAAUCAAAAUAAUAAUGUAAAUAAUUAUUCCAAUGAAAUACCUUUAAGAUCUGACAAUCUUAGCAGUAGUAAUAGUUUAAGUAGCAAGAAAUGUAUACACUUAGCGUCUAGAAAACAAAUUGGCGAUUCGAUAAUACGCUUUGAGGAUAAAAGUAUUAACAAUAAUCCAAGAAGGCAUUAAAAAACAAAUGAAAACAAAAUUGAAAUAUUUUAUAACUUUAGUCGAACAAAAAAAUGCUCAAAAUUACUGUCCUACUAAUUUUAUUACAGAUAUUUUUUCUAUUUCAUUUAAGUUUGAGUUGAUUUUUGAACUUUUAAAAAUAGUAAAUAAUAUGUUAUUUAAACUUUUUCUUUUAAACUAAUUUUAAGAAUAUUUAUUAUGUUCCCAUAUUAAUUUUCGGUUGUUGCUUUUCUUGCUUUUUUUUAUUUAUUCAUUAUUUAACAUUAUAGCAUCCACUUGCCAACUCUACAUUACGGUAACGUUACAGAAAAGUUUAAAGAGUAAUGAGAAUAUAUUUUAAGGUAUAUUUUCAAUUCGGAUCUACAGACUGAAACUUUGAAAAAUUUUCUUUUUGUUUUUAUUAUUUUUGAAUCUCAAAUUUCUUUUCCUUAUUAAAUUGCGAGGGUGAGAGUGAAUACUUGGUUGCUUUUUGCUUACUCCAAAAUACAAUUAUUGCAAAAUAUUUUUAAUUAUCUUAAAUUGAAAAUAGCUUCCAAUAUUGUUGAUGUACACGAAAUAAAUCUGAAAUUAGUCACAAAAUUUUUCAAAUUAAUUUAAAAAAUAAAUAAAACGUCAUCUAGCGAAAACAAAAUGUCAAGUUAAUUGAUAUGUGAGUUAUAAUUACGAACACAAAGGUCCGAUCAAAGACUAAAAUUGUUUAUCAUUAAUUUAAUUUUUUUUUAAUUCUUUACUAUUUUAUCUUCUUGGGCAACUAUUUUUUAUUAAAAUUAAAUAUUGUUUAAAUUUUUAUUAUACAUAAUUUAUUGUAAGACAAAGUGCCAAAGGUUUGAAACUUCUAUAAUUUAGUUAAAAAACAAAAUUGUUACUCAACAAUUAGUAUCUAUGUAUUUAUGUAAAAAAAAUUAUAUAUUAGUAGUUUUAUUAUAUCA
Molecule: messenger RNA, 4131 nt
Organism: Episyrphus balteatus (marmalade hoverfly)
Lineage: Eukaryota; Metazoa; Arthropoda; Insecta; Diptera; Syrphidae
Gene: Chpf
Product: chondroitin sulfate glucuronyltransferase
Exons: 8
Coding region: 629-3202 (857 amino acids)
Cellular component (GO): Golgi cisterna membrane
Molecular function (GO): glucuronosyl-N-acetylgalactosaminyl-proteoglycan 4-beta-N-acetylgalactosaminyltransferase activity
Source: RefSeq, a predicted model, not a curated record